Messenger RNA from Caenorhabditis angaria, 455 nucleotides. Lineage: Eukaryota; Metazoa; Nematoda; Chromadorea; Rhabditida; Rhabditidae. The record is from the annotation of a GenBank genome assembly.
AUGGCUACGGCAAGUGAAACUAUGCAACACAUUGGAUCAGUAAGCAGUGGAUUGGAGGAUUCAACGGGACAUGAAGAAGAUAUUGGUAUGAUGUUUGAUGAGAAAGCAGCGGAUUGGAUUAUGAUUGCACAAGAAGCUCGAGAAGAUGCAAAGAAGUUGAAAUUGAGUGAAAGACAAGCGGAUGUCGUAUUGAAUCCGUUGAUGAAGAAAGUCGAACAACGAGUAGAGGAUUUGCGCGGGAUGGUCAAGGAAAAGUGGGCGCAAAUGCCAAAUCGGGAUGAAAUGAGAUGUUUGCGAUAUUUGAGAAGAGGAAAUAAGACCAAUGUGAAGAAAUUGGCACAAUUGAUGGAGAAAGGAACAGAAUUGGUUAUUUGGGAAAGAGAAAAUGGUGAGAAGCUUGAAAACAUUGAGAAAAAGGUCAAUGAAGAAAGACAAAAGUUUAUUUUGCAGGUUGA